ACGCCGUCACUACCCAUAUCAACAUGUCUGGCCGUGGAAAGGGAGGAAAGGUGAAGGGAAAGGCAAAGACCCGUUCCAGCCGUGCGGGACUUCAGUUCCCCGUUGGACGUAUCCACCGUCUUCUCCGUAAGGGCAACUACGCUGAGCGCGUCGGUGCUGGUGCCCCCGUCUACCUGGCAGCUGUCAUGGAGUACUUGGCUGCUGAGGUCCUCGAGUUGGCUGGCAAUGCUGCCCGUGACAACAAGAAGACCCGUAUCAUCCCCCGUCACUUGCAGUUGGCCAUCCGCAACGACGAGGAGUUGAACAAGCUGCUCUCUGGAGUCACCAUCGCCCAGGGAGGUGUCCUGCCCAACAUCCAGGCUGUCCUCCUGCCCAAGAAGACCGACAAGAAGGCUUAAGCGCUCGAUCAACGCUAUUAAAUCGGCCCUUAUCAGGGCCACCCAAAUUUUUCUCUUAAGAGCUCAAAGCAAUGUUUUUCGUAUACACAUUCAUAAUAAUUUUAAUUGUGGUUUCCAAUUUCCAGUUAUAUAUCCAAGAAAAUUGUACAGUGGGACCUUCAGAGGUCAGAUUUUAUCACGGGUUAGAGGACAGUUGGCAUUACUCCACAUUUUACAAUUAACAGAUAAUAUAAAAAACUAAAAUUCAAAUUUAUCUUAGGCAUUCAAAUUUUAUUUAUUUUAAGAAUAAAUUUAAUCCUGGUUUCUUCAAUCAAUUACAUAAAAGGAACAGUUAUAAUUGA
Messenger RNA from Cloeon dipterum, 739 nucleotides. RefSeq names its product histone H2A. The coding region runs from base 24 to 398 and encodes 124 amino acids. Gene Ontology annotation, molecular function: protein heterodimerization activity; DNA binding; structural constituent of chromatin. The record is from RefSeq and is a predicted model, not a curated record. Lineage: Eukaryota; Metazoa; Arthropoda; Insecta; Ephemeroptera; Baetidae. The transcript has a single exon. Gene Ontology annotation, biological process: heterochromatin formation. Gene Ontology annotation, cellular component: chromatin; nucleosome.